CUGACGAAAAUGCAUCUUAUAUUUUUAUAUAGUACAUGUUUACAACGAAAUAUACGAAUAUUUGUAACAUAUGAAAUGUGUGUUAGCUGUAUAAAGACGUGGAAGAACAUUUAUUAGCAUGCGGCCAACAAGCCUGGUUAUUAAAGUAGCAUUUCUCAGGUUGAGAGCUACAUUUGGAGUUGGUGCUGGAUUUUAUAUUCAUAUGACACAAUUUCACCUUCAAAUAGAUUUAAAACGCCUUCCUCCGUGUUCCUCCCUGUUCGUGGUUUGAACCCUAACGUUUCUCUCCACAUUCAUCUUUCUCAGCCAUUCCCUCCCAGAGAUGACAGAAGUUUCCUGCAGGAUGUGGAUUGCUGUGUUGCUGCUGUGUAUGAGAGCAGCAGAUUCCAGCCACAUCGAGUUCACAGCUGCAGACCUGCAGGACAAACUGCUCUCAGGGAAGAUGCUGUUCAUCUACUUUGAGCAUCAAGUCACUCCGACCAUCACUCUCUUCCUGGAGGAGCUAGCGAAGUCUGCUGAAGCUCUGCAGGAUUAUGGGAUACUGGUUGGCAAGGUCAGCUGCAGAAGAGAGCGGGUCCAGAAGUACUGCACCGAGGAGCGGCUGCGGCACACGGCCUUCCUGUUCAGAGGCGGGAAGGAGUUCCUGAGUUUUGACCUGGACACCGUCUUCGACGUCAACUCCAUCGUCUCAGAAGUCUUGUUUGCCAUCCUGCGAGAGGAGGUCAAAUACGUCCACACAGACGCCGACCUGCUGGCCAUGGAGAAGGCAGCACGGGGGAGGAAGGACAUCGUGCUCGGGUUCGUCCGCAGUCUGGGAACGCAAGAGCACAGGUCGCUGAUGGAGACGGCGUACGUGUACGGAUCCAAGUAUCAGUUCAUCCUCAUCACCGGAGGUCCGGUUCUGAAGCAGCUGGGGGUGAACGAGUCGUCGCCGUCGUCUCGAGUCUGGUUCCUCCACUGCAGAGUUCACAGCGCCUUCAUGAGCCCCAUGACGUCGGACCGCUGCCCCCUGACCCCCCUGAGGACGGCCGUGUCCACCCUCAGCCUCCACGCCUUCCUGCAGCUGAUGGAGGCGCCGCUGCUGUCCGAGGUCUACGUGGACCCGUCGUCGGUGCCGCCCCCCCAGUUCCCCUACCAGCUGACCCCUCAGGUCUUCCUGUUCUCCCGGCCCGCCACCGAGCACCUGGACCUGGACACGGCCACCACUCUGGCCUGGAGGCUGCGCGGCGUCGCCCUGCUGUUGCUCGUCCACAGGCAGAGUCCGGCGGUGCGGACCCCCCAGGAGUACAACGCUGCCUACCGGCUGCCUGAGAAGAGCUCGGAGGUGAAAUAUCUGACCCUACACAGCCUGGACGAGGUGCUGGACCUCUUCAUGACGCAAAGGAAGGACGGAGAUGAGGAGGAGGAGGAUGAAGAGGAGGAUGAGGAGGAAGAUCUACAUUUUGGCGAGCUGGACGACGAGGUGGCGGCCUCCGUGUUUGAAGAGCGAGGCGGCGCCGUGGACAUGGACUCCGUCACCCAGCUGAGCUCUGACGGCUUCCUGGCCGCGGUGGCAGGAAGCAGCCUCUCCGUGGUGCUCUUCUACCUCAAAUGGGACGCUGUUUCCAUGGCUUUUCUUAGCUCCUUCAUCGAGGUGGCGGAGCUGCUGGCAGAUUCCGACAUGGACGAUGUUCAGAUGAGCGCCGUGGAUUGUGGCGAGUGGACCGACCUCUGCGCCGCGCGGACGGGAGAAGCCCUUCCCUUCCAGCCAAUCACAGCCUUCCCCAGUGUCCUGCUGCUCCGCCCCCAAGAGCCCGCCCAGCCGUACGGAGGAAUGCUGGGUAGUGAGGCGCUGCAUCGCUUCAUCCUCAUGAGCCGCUCAGCCUGCCCCGUGCUGCUGUCCACCCGAGAGGAUGUGACUUCCUUCACGCAGGACGCCGCCCGGCCCGAGCUCGCCGGCCUCAGGCCCGACCGGGUUCUGGGACUGUUCCAGACGCAGACAGGAGUGUCCGUGUUCACCGAGGCAGCCAGGUCUCUGAGGGGAGAGGUGCUGAGUGGACUGCUGACGGGCCCACCGGCGGGGGAACGGGCUGCAGAGCUGGCCGUGGACCUCCCCGCCGUGCUGGUGUUUCCAUCCUGGAGGACGAACACCCGUCCCUCCGCGCUGCCCCUGUCCUCCUCCGCCGAGGAGCUGCUCGCCCACAUCAGCCUUGUCCUGCUCAACCCCGUGCCUGAGCUGACGGUGCAGAACCUGCCGUCCUUCCUCCAGCCGGGCCGAGCCCUCCUGCUCCUCUUCGUGGGGGAGGAGGAGGACGAGAUCGGGCGGAGGCAGAACCAGGCCCUGGUGGAGGAGCUGAGGCGGGUGGUGGAGCUGGGAGGGAGCAGGGUGGAGCGCUACCUGGCCUGCUGGAUCCACCUGGGGCGGACCCCGGCUGGGAUGUCAGUCCUGGGGGCGUACCUGGGGUACAUGCCCCCCCUCCCUGCUCUGGUGCUGGCACACCUGCCCUCCGGAGGGGAGAUCUACCAGUACCCGCCCAGCGCUGCCAUGGGGGCGUCCUCGGUGCUGCAGUGGCUGCAGAGGGUGGAGGACGGGGCGGAGCCGCCGGCGGGGAUGCUGGGAGAGGAGCGCUGGCCCCCGCCGGUGGAGGCCUACGACUUCCUGGCCGUCAUGGACCAGCAGGAUCCCCAGUCCUCCCAGCAGCAGGCUCCCACGGAGGAAGAGGACGGGGGUGAAGAAGGAGUUCACGUCGAGGAGCAUGUGGUCACAGAGGACAUGUUGGACCAGGACAACGUCCACUCUGAGCUGUAGGGGGGCUUUAUUUUAUUUUCUGCUCAGAAAAGAGGAUAAAAGGACCAAAGGGA
Cololabis saira (Pacific saury) is the source of this 2841-nucleotide messenger RNA. It is a transcript of the gene txndc16, whose product is annotated as thioredoxin domain containing 16. Lineage: Eukaryota; Metazoa; Chordata; Actinopteri; Beloniformes; Belonidae. The transcript is spliced from 20 exons. Bases 323 to 2788 code for a protein of 821 amino acids. The record is from RefSeq and is a predicted model, not a curated record.